Mercenaria mercenaria is the source of this 1346-nucleotide messenger RNA. RefSeq names its product chitin deacetylase 7-like. Bases 1 to 951 code for a protein of 316 amino acids. NCBI's taxonomy places the organism in Eukaryota, Metazoa, Mollusca, Bivalvia, Venerida, Veneridae. The transcript is spliced from 8 exons. Gene Ontology annotation, biological process: carbohydrate metabolic process. The record is from RefSeq and is a predicted model, not a curated record.
AUGGGGGAAAUUCUAGGGGGAAAGGCCCGGGGGCAAAAAAGCCAAAGGGAACUCCAGCCAGUACAUGGUUGGGCCCCAACCCCACUAUUGGUAAAGGAGACGGGUUGGAAAAAUGGGGGGGAGUGGGAGCAAGCAAACCAGCUACAAAACAUGCUUCUACCAAACUGCCGCUGUUACAACGAUCGCUCACCUCCAGGCGGUCUUACGAUGUCUGAAACGCCGCAGAUUGUGAUGGUAUCAUUUGAAGGUACGAUAAAUACGGAGAAUAUCAAAUCCUACCGACCUAUCUUUUCUGGCGUAACGAAUCCAAACAAUUGUCCGGCAAGGGGAACAUUCUUUAUAGAAGAUUCCGGUACUGAUUACGAGAUCGUCAAGGAACUGAGUGAUGAGGGUCACGAAAUAGGGAUUACAUCAUUCGAUGGGAAAGCCCCGACUACACCUGACGGAUGGAUAGAGAUGAUAAAACAGAUGAUAUCUCAGCUGGUAGGGUAUGGAAUUGAUGUGAAAAAGGGGAAAGGAGUAAGGGCAUCGCCGGAGGAGAUUACGAGUUGUAUUAGCAGAAACGAAAUGUUAUAUGAUUCGUCAUGUUCUAACGCUGGAUUGUCAACCGCAGGCACGCUUACCUGGCCAUAUACAUUUGACUACAUGCCCAAAAAGCUAAUGAAAUGGGAAGUACCAGCUGCUGAUCUGCAUGAUAUUAGUGGAGAAAAACUACCAAUGCCCUGUUUUCUGAUCAUUAUAAUUGGGAAUCGAAAAUCCUUUUCUGAUGAUUGUUUACCCGCAUGGGCAAGCAAGCGAGAUUUGAGGGAGGGAACGACCGAGUUUCUCCAGUAUAUUAGAACAGCAUUUGGGAAAAACGUUUGGAUAGUUCCAAUUCUAAGGGCUCUACAGUGGAUUCAAACGCCAGUUCCGAUUGCCAAUUUGACGACCUUCGCACCGUGGCAGUGUUGAUGUUUUCACUCAAACUUACCAAAAACGUUGAAUAUAUGUCAUUGCUCCAAACUUACGGAAAAACUGUUUAUUUAAGUUUAUUAUUCUAAAAAGACGCAACGGACUUCUUUCAAAGCAUUUGUAUUAAGCUCGGCUUACAGUUUACUCCUUUCUUUUUUGUUAUUUUACAACCUUCAACCGCUCCUUCACUCAUGCUCAGUAAGAAAUUAAAGUAGAACCAGGAAAUGGGCUUGUGUAGAAGUUGAAUAACCUUUUGCCUAUCUUUGUUGUGAAAAAAAAUAUAUAUUAGUGUCUUACUAUUAUUUGUUACAAUGGUAUUUGUUUUACUAGUAUUCAAAUAUUUUCUUAAAUCUAUUUGUAUUCAGUUGGUACACUAAUACAUAGCUUGUCAAAUA